Messenger RNA from Rhea pennata, 1600 nucleotides. It is a transcript of the gene SMPX, whose product is annotated as small muscle protein X-linked. The record is from RefSeq and is a predicted model, not a curated record. Gene Ontology annotation, cellular component: muscle tendon junction; M band; costamere. The transcript is spliced from 5 exons. Lineage: Eukaryota; Metazoa; Chordata; Aves; Rheiformes; Rheidae. Bases 227 to 493 code for a protein of 88 amino acids.
UACACUUUGCUUCUAAACUGAGUUCUCCUCCAGCCUGGAGCAGCUCUCAGUGCCAUCCAGGCUGAAAGCAUCGGAGCUAUUUCAGACACAUUAAAAGGAUCACAGUCAAUAUCUCAGCUGAUAGAAGAAGGCACCUUUUUCAGCAUCAAAAGGAGGUGUAUAGACUCGCUUGACGGUUUGGAACUUUUCUUAUAUAAGUAAAUAAGGAUACGACUCUCUCUUAAAAAUGUCAAAACAGCCAGCAUCACAUGUCAAAGCCAUUCAGGCUAAUAUUAACAUCCCGAUGGGAGCAUUUCGACCUGGUGCAGGUCACCCUCACAAAAGAAAAGAAUUUACACCUGAAGUGGAGGAGAGUGUUCCUGCUUCUACAGAGGCGGAGAAAGACAAGAAACAUCUCCCAGGAGCUAAGAAACUUCCAGGCCCUGCUGUCAACUUAUCGGAGAUUCAGAACAUAAAGAGUGAGCUGAAGUUUGUUCCCAAAGCUGAACAGUAGUUGAAACAAGAAGGUCUAGCAAGAGAAACCGAAUGGAUUCCAAUGACUAGAGAUCGUUUGAAAUAUUUUAUAUAUUUGUAUGAAGACUAUGAACUUCCUAAACCUGCAAUACCCCAUAGGAAGCAUCUUCUUUGUACAUUUAUAUCAACACUUCCUUGUUGUCCGUUUUGUUUAGCAUAGGAAAGUACUGAAGAAAAAUACCCAGCACAAAGCAACAAACAGUGAAUGUAUAUAUAUUCAGGAAUGAUUUUGCUCUAAGAACAGGGAGCAGGAACUUGAAGUUUGAGCAAAAGUGAAAUAAACACUUUUUUUCAAAAAAAUUAAUGAGUUGCAAUUAAUUUGGUUUACUUCCUUUUGCAAAAAAAAUCAAUACAGAUAAAAGAAUUUUUAAAUGAUUUCAUGAAAUGCAGAUUGAAUGAGGAAAAAUAAUGUCUAAUUUCCUGUUAUGUAUUCCUGGAUAUAGAACAGGCUUGGAAUCUUGUAAAAUAAAGGAAGUGAAAAUAUUUAAAGGGUUGGUCUUCAUGGUAAGUUUAGCUAAAUUUUUCUUUCAUUGUAGAGCCAAAGUAUUUCUUUUUCUUGAGAAUCUAAAAUACAUUGGUGUUCUGAUAUUUAUGCAUCACUUUUACUUUGUACAGUGAAAAUACAAGAUGUGAGCUAGGUGGCAGAAAUCCUGCAACCUCUGUUCAGAUAAACAGGUCAGCUGGGCUUGAUGAAAUUUACUCCUGAAUAUAGGCUAAAGGAUUAUUCUCUUCAAAAACCCAAAUAAAAAGAUGACACUGAUAUAUUGAUGCUGAGCGAAAAUCAUGUAUGAUCACAUUAACUCUUACAUGUAAUGAUUAAACCCUGACACUUGUUUUAUAUGGGCUGUACAUAAAUUGAAACUGUUCAAUGCAUAUUCUAUUUUUGGAAAUGAGAACUUAAUGUUAGAGAAAUUUAAUAUGCUCUGUUUCCUUGGUCUCACUUGUGUCAUUUACUGUAAAAGGAUAAGAGGAGCUGUUUUGUAAUAAUAUUCUUCUACCAUUGAUUUAAACCAUUCUACAUGCUUUGAAACUCUGCCUGCCUCUUGUUUAUUCGAUUAAAAUAAAGAUAAUUAUUCUGGUUAGAAAA